Messenger RNA from Cyprinodon tularosa, 1834 nucleotides. RefSeq names its product prostaglandin E receptor 4 (subtype EP4) a (gene ptger4a). Gene Ontology annotation, cellular component: plasma membrane. Gene Ontology annotation, molecular function: prostaglandin E receptor activity. Lineage: Eukaryota; Metazoa; Chordata; Actinopteri; Cyprinodontiformes; Cyprinodontidae. Gene Ontology annotation, biological process: inflammatory response; adenylate cyclase-activating G protein-coupled receptor signaling pathway; positive regulation of cytosolic calcium ion concentration. The coding region runs from base 210 to 1544 and encodes 444 amino acids. The transcript has 2 exons. The record is from RefSeq and is a predicted model, not a curated record.
UCCAUUUACCUCUGUGUCUCACUGACUGCAGCCUGCUCUACCCUGAUAGUUUAGAAUUGAGAAAGUUUUUAGAUGAGUUGCAAACACCGUUUGUCUUUUGAAAAUGCACUUCGUGCUGUAUUCAGCAAAUCAGUUUGGUGUUUCGGACUGGAAAUACUGGCCCUAACAGGAGUUCUCAGCUCAGAGGCGAAGCGCGUUUUGAAGCAAAGAUGAAUGACACGAAGUUGACCGGGGUUGGCAGGGUCCCGACCAUUCCGUCCAUUAUGUUCAUAUUCGGAGUGGUUGGAAAUGUCAUCGCCAUCGUUGUUCUGUGUAAAACUCGUAGAAAGCAGAAGGAGAGCACGUUUUACACGCUGGUGUGUGGCCUGGCGGUGACGGACCUUCUCGGCACGCUGCUGGCCAGCCCGGUCACCAUCGCCAUAUACGUGAAGGGGUCGUGGCCGGGAGAUGACCCGCUUUGCCAAUACUUUGGUUUCACUUUGCUCUUCUUCUCCCUGGCGGGGCUCAGCAUCAUUUGUGCCAUGUCUGUGGAGAGAUACGUAGCCAUAAAUCAUGCCUACUUCUACAACGACUACGUGGACCAGAAGCUGGCCGGACUGACGCUGAUGGCCAUCUACAUCUCCAACGCGCUCUUCUGCGCUCUGCCGAUAGUCGGCUUUGGACAGGUGAAGAAGCAGUACCCGGAGACCUGGUGCUUCUUAGAGUGGCGGAGCAACAAGACCAGCGAUGCCGUCUAUUCUUACAUGUACGCGGGGUUCAGUUCGCUUCUCAUUCUCGCUACAGUCAUCUGCAACGUGCUGGUGUGCGGCGCUCUGAUCCGGAUGCACCGGCGCUUCGUGCGCAGGAUGUCGCUGGGGAACGACGCGGCGCGCAACGCCGAACAGCGGAGGAGAGCGCGCAGCUUCGGGCAUCUGGCAGGCGCGGAGAUACAGAUGGUCAUUCUGCUCAUUGCCACAUCGGCGGUGGUGCUCAUCUGUUCCAUACCACUUGUAGCUCAGGUGUUUCUGAACCAGAUUUAUAAGACUCCAGUGGAGAAGCGCUUGGAAAAGAACCCAGACCUCCGUUCAAUUCGCUUCGCCUCCUUUAACCCUAUUCUAGACCCCUGGAUCUACAUCCUUCUGCGUAAAGCUGUUCUCCUUAAACUUAUUGAGAAAAUCAAGUGCCUGUUUUGUAAAAUAGGAGCAAGAAGAAGGCAACCGAGACGAGGAAACUUUCCCUGUACAGAUGCUCAUCAGCUUUCCUCAGUCAUAUCCAGCCAGGACUCUCCCUCCUUCGUGUCCAACGACCUACAAGAAAUCAGGAGUAUAUCUCAGACUUUUCUCUACAUGCCGAAGGAAACUGAGCCAGACGAUGGAAACCUUCCAAAGGAAGACAAGCUGAGUGAUUCGCAACCUUCCUCAGUCCGAAACUCACAAGCCUCUUACUCCUCUGAGAGCAAAGACGAAACUAAAACCAUUACAUGUUUAUCUACAGUGCCAUGCACAAAAGAUCCGGCGCUCCGGGUGACGCUGAAUACAGAGACGGCGGAGGAGAAAUGCAUCUGACUCCUUUCUGUAUUGGGAGACAGAGCAGGAUGCUAUAGUUAUUCCUCCACCUGAGGAAGUUUAAAAUCAUAAACUGAUAUUUUGUUUAUCCCACUCAUGUGGAAAGUAAAACGCUGUUAUAGUGAACAUAGACUUCACAGUAUGGAUGCUUUAUUGGCUUUGUUGCCCCUGUAAAAAAGAUGUCUGUAAUAUUCUAAGUGUCAUAUUCUUCAUUGAAACAAAUACAGUAGUCCGCUUGGAAACGGGAUUCUUCCAAUAAAGAGGCACUAAAUGUUGCAGAUUUUUAUAAA